Lasiosphaeria miniovina is the source of this 3223-nucleotide messenger RNA. RefSeq lists its product as uncharacterized. The transcript is spliced from 3 exons. The coding region runs from base 1 to 2751 and encodes 916 amino acids. Lineage: Eukaryota; Fungi; Ascomycota; Sordariomycetes; Sordariales; Lasiosphaeriaceae. The record is from RefSeq and is a predicted model, not a curated record.
AUGGACCCUGGGAGGAGCAGCAACGGCGGCUACCCGGCAGUGCCCACGCGUGUCGCACAAAAGCUCGGCAGUGGCACUGUCAUCUCAAUACCCGUCCGGACCCAUAGCGGCGCCGGCGCAUUCGCUCGCAAGAAUGCCGCCGCCGCCAAGCUGGACAUGACGGCCCCGCACCCGCAACUGCCCGUCGAUGCACUGUCCUUGGCCGGCAGCACGCCGCCCAGCAGCCCGACCCUCGAUGCCUGUUCUUGUCCAACCUCCAAAGACGUGCACCACCUCUCGUUGCCAGCCAUCUCCAUUGCCGAGCCCGACCACCCACCCCAACUGGACCUCAUCCAAAUGGAAAAGGAGGUGACCCUCGUCGUCCUCCGGGUGGGUCGCGACGGCCACGACGACGAGGACUCGACAGCCAUGCACACCCAAACACAAGACCUGCCUUUUCGGAAACAUAAUCGCGGCAUUGGCUCAAUCGACUCGAUCCUUUCGUCAACCACUUGUGUCAACACCCACUCCGAGUGCAGCCGUUCAGAGUCCCGACUAUCCCGCGGCAUUCGUUCCGAGUGCGACGAGGGGUACGAAGCCGUGCGAUCCCACGCCCGCCAUCUCCACGAGCAGGCGAACAGGUAUGUGUCUAGUUGCCGGAAACCUGCCGAUAUCCUAUGCGACGUGGGCUUACCUCAAUGGCGACGCAGCAUAUCGUCAGAUGACCUAUCAAGCACUCUAUUGUUUAGUAACGAUACGGCCGACGCGGAGGAGCAUGAUAUCAAUGACAGCUCUGUUGAUGAAAUUGGACCUGUCGACGAGUCCGACCUGAUCUCCAGCUUGGUGCUGAGAAACGCGUGGGGCAAAGACCUGGGUGAUUGUGCUGCGCCAUUGCUGGUUCAGGAUUGCACGUACAGAUACACCCAAGAGCUCUGGGCUGCCGCCCAUGAAGGGAAUCUUGGGUUCAUCACUGCCACUUCCCACCAAACCUCGCCGUCUGACGGUAGCAAUGGCGGACAGAGCCCAGAGAAGGACGGCCAACAGGCCCCGAACAACAACGCAAAUGGAAGGGGCAAGCGGAAAGCCGAAGGAAGCGACGAAGGUGGGAGCGACCGCGGAGGCUGGGCUGGCGAGGGGGGAGAUGGCCGUGGCAUGUCUACGAGCUCCCAGGGCGAGAGUACCAGAGCGAGCAACGUCUCUAACCUCAGCUGCCCUUAUCGGAAACGAAAUCCCCUCAGGUUCAAUGUGCGGGAUCGCUACGUCUGCGCCACCCACUCCUUUGCCGACAUGUCGCAGCUCAAGAAACACAUCCGUGCUCACCAUCCCCCAGUUCAGAGGAACUCCGGGCCUUUCCUUUGUCCGCGGUGCUGCCAAGGAUUUCCCUCUAAGGAUGAAUUCGACAUCCACCUCAGACAGCCGGUUGUCUGCCGCCUAGCAGAUGGCCAAGACGGCACAGACCCUGAGGAUGGCAUCACGCAAAAGAUCAUCUCGUCGUUGGAGGCGAGGAGCCAAAAGGCAAAGAUAGACAACUGGACAUCGCUGUGGAAGCUCCUGUUUCCCAACGACCGCAAAGUCCCGGACGCAGCGUUUGUGCCUGUCAUGGAAGUGUUCGAUUUUGUGGCCGAAUCCAAAAAGUUCCUCGGCCAACUGAAAGACCUCCUCGAAAUACAGUAUCGCUAUGUCCUCGAGGAUACAGCGCCGCCGUCCGACAUCGAGCUCAAAGUCCACCAAGGCCUGGAGAGAAGUACGCAGUCGCUAUACACUUGGAUCGAAACCGUUGUCCAGGACUGGGAGCAAAGGAUUUCGGGCACAGUGUCCUCGUUCUUUCCCAAUGGCGCAACAAACACAGCCGCCAGGACGGACAAUUGGGCUGGGACUUCUCAACUCCUCCCUCCGUCUCCCACUCUGCCGCCAGCAGUGGUGCCUGUUGAUACGAGUACAUUUAGUGCCAUGCCUGGUGGCGACCUCCCAGCGGCCGCUCCUAGGAGGCAGAUCAACCCCAACCCCAAACGAACGAAAAGGGCCAACGUCCCUGUCAAGAUUCAGCCGUCGACUCAAAUACCGGUGCCGAUACAAAGAGCAGGGACUCCGCAGUCGCAUGCAAGGACUGUCGCCCCCAAGCGAAGCCAAGUGACGUUGUCAACACAGCCGGCCGAACACGCAAUGCCACACUCGGCACAAAGCCAUGAGUCGAGGUCGCCAUUCCACCAGAGCUGGGAGUCCUCCCCUGUCGCAGUUCCGGUCACAUACGGCAUGACGUACCACAGCCAGACGGUCUAUCAGCCUCCUGGCACUCCGCAUUACCCACCUUCUGGGCACAAUCCGAACACGCCGUCUUUUUACACGCCGGAGUCGGGCAUCGAAGUGGAGGGUGGUCAUGAUGCUGAACUGGAGCAAGUGCCCGCGAUGGAAAGUCGAAUGAUGAUGGCCGCGACGCCCCGGUCGUCAGCUGCAUGGAUUCGAGACGAAAACCGCGAUUCCAGUCAGACGCUUGUUGAAGCUCACCCGGCUGGCCGAUGCUCCAACAUAUACUGUCCAGGCUGCAGCAAGACCAUACCAGAAGAACUAAUGGUUGGAUAUGGGCAACAGCAGCAGCAACAACAAUCGACACGGCAAGGCGAUCACAUAUUCCAUGCGCCACAGCCAUCUUUCAGCGGAGUGGACGUGCCUUUCACAGAAGCACAGGUUGCCUGGGCCUUUCAGGCCCACAGUCAGAACCCGGGAGAGGAGCCAGGGAGCCACCUGUUUGGCUCUAGGCAGGAGGAAUACUAAUUUUGCCGGACCCAAUCACGACUGCUCCACGAGCAAUGAACGACAUGACUGGUUAAAAGUGUUUGGAUUGUAUAAUUAACAAGGCCUUGUGUUGCAUACAUGGCUACAGGAAAGACGGAAAAAGGCAGAGCCGGGGCCCUCCCGGGCACCUUGUAAUGUAAUGUAAGAUGAUGCAUGACUGUUUGAACUUUAUGUACAAGUAUGUUUGUUUAGACUUUUUUGUAUUUUUCUAGUUUAAAUUCUCAGCGGUGGGAAUGGGGGCAUACAGUACAUGCAGGAUUUUGAGCGUUGAAUAGGUAAUUAGCAUGUAGCAGAGCAGCUGUUUACAAUACCACUUUCUGUAAAAUAAGAGGAUGGAACUGAAAGCUCGGGUAUUCGGCUCCCCCAGAUCAGCCUAGGCUACAACACUACGGGAUGUCCAACUCUACGCACUUUCUGGGGGACGGGUUUUGGGCUUUACUCUUCUAAUGAC